GAGAGUUAGAUUAAGGUAAACAAUCAAAUUAACAUAACAAAAAGAGAGAUAUUAAUUCCAAAUUAGAAAAUAUGGUGAGAACUCCUUUUAUUGACACAAAUGGAAUAAAAAGAGGUGCAUGGAGUGAAGAUGAAGACAACAAAUUAAGAGUUUUUGUUGAAAGAUUUGGUCAUCCCAAUUGGAGGCAACUGCCUAAAUAUGCUGGACUGAUGAGAUGUGGAAAGAGCUGCAGGUUGAGAUGGAUGAAUUACUUAAGGCCUGAUUUGAAGAAAGGGAAUUAUAGUCUUGAAGAAGAUCAACUCAUAAUUAAAUUACACAAUGAACUUGGAAAUAGAUGGUCUGCGAUUGCUGAGAAAUUAGGAGGAAGAUCGGACAACGAUGUCAAAAAUCACUGGCAUGCUCAUCUUAAGAAACGUGUGAGAUUAAUAAAUACAAAUUCAUCACAGUCUGGAUCGUGUCAAUUAAAUGAGCAAAAUGUUGCUGCAACCUUAACGUAUCCAGAGGUUUCAUCAAGUGAUCAUUUAUAUUCCCUUUUCAAUGGAUUAACGGACUUGAUCGAACAAAAUCAGUCCAUUGCACAACUUUCAUUUUUCACUUCAUUCGAAAUAGAUUCCUUUUCCUGGACAAAUAAUAUCGAGACUGAAUCCUUUGACCUUUUUUCAACCCAACCCUUUGAUAAUUUCUGGACAAAACCUUUCUUUUAAGACAUUUUUCAUGAUCAGAACUCGAAUCUAAAAUUUCGAAACAAUUCCAAAUAUUACCAUCACAACCCAUGUACUAUAGCAUAAUGACAUUUCAGAGUAUUUAAUUUUGUAUUUUGAAUGAAUAAUUACACUAUACCCCAUAUCAAGCUUGUCGCUUUGCUUUAGUCAAAUUGUCUUUUAGAUAAUUGAUCCUUCCUCGAACGUGCCAAAAGGAUAUUUUAUUCUCAUGAAUAUAUAAAUGAAACUUGUAAUAGUAUAUAUUUG
Messenger RNA from Solanum tuberosum (potato), 968 nucleotides. Its product is annotated as myb-related protein Myb4-like. Lineage: Eukaryota; Viridiplantae; Streptophyta; Magnoliopsida; Solanales; Solanaceae. The record is from RefSeq and is a predicted model, not a curated record. The coding region runs from base 72 to 704 and encodes 210 amino acids. The transcript has 3 exons.